AUGACUUCCGGAAGACACAGGGCGCGUCAACCACAGUCUCAGAAGCUCACAGACAAGGAGAUUUUGGAGUUGAAGAACUACCUUCCUGAGUGGACUGCCGCCAAAAGGAGUGAGAAGAGGGGGAUUUUCACUGCCAUAGCAAGGGCAGCCAGGUUGUUUGCUCCUAAGGUGGACCAAAAACAAUGGAAAAAGAGGAAGCAGGUGUACAAGACUUGGUUGUUCAACAACAAGAAAAAGAAGGAAAGGAAGGACACCAUCAAGUAUGGGAGGAAAUGGACGCUCACGAACUUGCAGCAUCACUCUGUGUGCUAUCUGCAGCUAUCCCUAUAUGAGGCGCAGCUUUCCCGCGCAACGCGCGCCAUGCGCGCACCUUUCCCGCGCUUUAUGAUGUAUACGCGCGCACGCUUUCCCGCGCUUGAUCGCCCUAUAGCGCAAGCCUUCCGGAAGCAUCCAUCCACUGUCCACCAAGCUCUCUAG
Messenger RNA from Suillus plorans, 477 nucleotides. RefSeq lists its product as uncharacterized. Bases 1 to 477 code for a protein of 158 amino acids. The record is from RefSeq and is a predicted model, not a curated record. NCBI's taxonomy places the organism in Eukaryota, Fungi, Basidiomycota, Agaricomycetes, Boletales, Suillaceae. The transcript has 3 exons.